GUUUUUGCCUUUGUUUGUAUUGUUUAUUUAUAUUGCAUUCAUAGCGUUUUGAAAUUGCUAGUGAAUUCAGUUGAAUAAACUAAAAAAUAUUACGUAUUUAUUUCAAUAUCCGUAUACACACCGUUUGGCAAUGUUAAAAUUUGAAAUAGUGUCCUCUCGAAUUGUGGAGGGUGUGGAGAGUGAAAAAAAAUUUGUAGCAUAUAUGUUGCAAGUUAGGAAGGACGACAUAGAAUCAAAUGUUUACGAUGCCGAUCCAUCAAAUGUGGAGCGAAGAUACACCCACUUCCUAGAACUUUAUAAUGGUUUAAAAAAGUGCCAUCCUUCGAUGUUAGGUAGCAUAACAUUUCCUAGGAAGAUGAUGGUUGGAAAUUUUGAACCAAGUUUAAUCUCAACAAGGUGUUUCGCCUUUGAAUCAUUAGUGAGGGCUGUAGCAAAUGAUUCUAGGACCAGGGACUCCCCACCAGUUAUCUCCUUUUUUCAAGACAUUGAGUUAAAUGAAGCAAAGAGACUGAUUGAGGAGAAAAAAUUUGACCAGGCACUAUCAGUAUUGGAAUCGAGUUUCAAAUUAUUAAAUAAGCUGUACACAGAUCGAUCUCGAGUAGUGCUUGGUGCUCUUUGUCGUAUAGUGGGAUGUGCAGAAGCAAGUGGUGGAGCACUUGCUGGCCCUGUCGAGCAAUGGGCUCAAUUGGCUCUAAGACGAUAUGAGGCUGUCAGUGAUUCUGAUCUCUUACUUAUAUAUAUUCCUCUGCUGCAUGCAUGUAUUUCCAUAUGGGAAACAUUAGGACGUGAUAAAACAAAAUUGGUCCACGAACUAAAUGAUCUCCGUAAACGAGGAAUGAAAGUGGACAACGUUCCAAAACUGAUGGAUGCUGUUGACGAAUUAAACAUCACUGUAUGAACACAAAUAAAGGAGCCUUAGUCGGUGUAAGAUUAUGUAUUUAUCAUAAAAGAGUCAAUUUUUUAACACUAUGAUCAUCAAAAGAUUAGAAAUAUUUCUAGAACAUUUUUAUUAAUGAACGACAUAUUGACACCAUCAAAUCAUUGUAAUAUUGAGGGUUAAAAAGGUUAA
Messenger RNA from Diatraea saccharalis (sugarcane borer), 1069 nucleotides. Lineage: Eukaryota; Metazoa; Arthropoda; Insecta; Lepidoptera; Crambidae. The record is from the annotation of a GenBank genome assembly.